This is a messenger RNA of Anastrepha ludens (Mexican fruit fly), 6372 nucleotides long. It is a transcript of the gene mtd, whose product is annotated as TLD domain-containing protein 2. Lineage: Eukaryota; Metazoa; Arthropoda; Insecta; Diptera; Tephritidae. Gene Ontology annotation, cellular component: nucleus. Gene Ontology annotation, biological process: response to oxidative stress. Bases 937 to 4746 code for a protein of 1269 amino acids. The transcript is spliced from 19 exons. The record is from RefSeq and is a predicted model, not a curated record.
UGUGCCUUGCCUGAGUUGUUGUCUGGCUGUCUUGUUGAGACGUUAACAGAGAAAUUUCCGAUCAGUUCAAGUUUUUCAUUUGUGUUGAACGCUACGUGAACGCAAGAAAAUUCGUCGCCCAGUCUAACGUGCUGUAACAAACGAACCAACGAACGUGCUGUAAAGAGUCAAGCAAACAAAAGAAAAAAGAAAAGUAAAUCAGAGUCGAAUAAAAUAAGCGGAAAAGUGUCAAGCAUUUAACAAAAAAAAAAAAAAAAAAAGAACAACACCAAGUGCGAGAGUGCACGACUAUUAUAACGGUGAAGCCAUUUAUCUGCGAAUGUGCCAUGCUGUAUACAUAAAUAUAAUACAUAUAUAUACAGCAAAAACAUAAAUAUUUUAUAAAUACGACGAAAGUGCGUUCAGUAUUGAAAAAUAUAAUCAAUUUUAAAUACGAGUACUAAAAUCGAAGCUAAAAAUACUAAAUAUUUUACGAGCAAAAUAUAAUACGAAAAUUUUGCAUCAUUUUUCCAACGAUAUUUCAAUGUGUGCGUACUAAUGUUUGUGCCGUCGAAUUACAAUAUUUACUAAGAAAAUUAAAAAAUAAAAAAAUACGAACAUUUGUUUUAGAAAUGUGACUUACAUAAGUGAGUGUGUGUGUGUUUAAUUUCUGCGAUCUGAAAUAAACAACAAAACUCAACGACAAAUCUUACUGGUGGUGUUGUUGAAAAUCAAUUGCCCUAAAAGAAGAUACAGAAACCCAAACUAAUUGCGACGAAAACAAAAACGUUUAAAAGAUUUUUCACUUCAAUUUUUUUCUGAACAACGAAAAGGACGUUACGUGAAAAAACAGCAAAAGCGCGAUCGACAUUGAUUAAUUGUUAAUCAAAAGUUUAACUCAUUAACCUUGACCUAACUGACUUUGACCGCCGACAAUUUCGUGUACGUUCGUCCAAGAUGAGCUUAAUCGAAAGCGGACGUUAUCGGUUGCGGAAAGAUUGGGCCAGCGCCUCCAUACCGUCAUUGGUCGAUAUCGAUGAGCAUGUGAGCGAUGAAGUGGAGAAUUCAAUAAACAUCACCACGCCACUACCGCCACCAAAGCCACCGCGACGCAGCUCAUUGGCCUUGGGCUUGUUCUCCAGCAAAGGCGACAAGAGCCAGAAGAGACGCAGCUCGAUUGCAGUCUCAUUUCUGCGGCGAGACAGUAAUAAGAGCUCAACCAAAGAUUCAUAUGAAUCAGUUGUGAAACACGAAAAGAGUGAUGGCUCAACCUUACCGGUUAGUUCUGAACUUAUAUACACCUCGGAGGAAAGUGUGCGCGCCUCCUCGCCUAUGGAACCGGGCAAAGUGACCUAUUUCGAUGAUGGCUCCACUCUGAGACCCAUAGUGAAGGGCAUAAAUAAUCCUUAUGAUUCGCCCGUCGACAAAGAGCGUAAUCGUCGACGACGCAGCUCACUGCAGGCAAAAUUGGAGCGACAUCGCCGCAAAAACAACGACAUUAGUCAACUCAGCAUUGACACCAGCAUGCCGAGCAGCUCACAAAGUGAAUUGACCAAUGGCAGUAUGUCUGGCAAUGGCAGUGGUAUGGGCUCAUCUUCGGGCGAUCUUUCGUACGGUGAGACCGAUCCAAAUCACUCGCCAUAUUUUCCGCGUCAAAAACGUCAUUCAUGGUGGAAUAUCUUCGUGCCCGAGAAUUUGAAGAGCAGGUCACGUAGGGCUAGUCAAGAUGUUUCGCUUAUGUCACGCAGUGUUGACAAUUUAGCCGUGCCAGUGCGUCGGAGCAAAUCACGUAGCGUUGAUCACGGCUUAGCUGCCCCAUUCGAUUUGGACUCACUGCGCUCCAAGGUGGAAGGACGCUUCGAAAGUGUCGAUCGAUUGACAAAUGAGCGCAAAAAGUCAUCGUUGCCCACCAUACCAACCAUAUCCUAUACGGUCGGCAAUCGUGAUACCCUGACUUCGGUGGCCGCACGCUUCGACACCACACCUUCAGAGUUGACACACAUCAAUCGUUUGAACAGUUCAUUCAUCUAUCCGGGCCAACAGUUGCUGGUACCGGAUAAAAGUGCGGCAGCCAAGAGUGAUUCUGUUAGCGGCAGUGCGACUGGUAUCGACGAGAAGGGCUCCAACGCCAGCAUUUCGGGCAAAUCGAGCCCCAUCGAACGCAAGUUAUCAUCUACCGACGAGCAGAAUGAUGAGAACGACAUACUUGAAGGUCUUCGCCCGGGAUCACCAAAGCCGGGACACAUUGAACGCGUCGACUCCACAAAGAGCGCCGACAACGCACAGACCGAUGCCAACAAGAGUGAUGAUCCUGUCAUCACACAACGUUUCCUCAAAAUCAAUGUACGCCAUAUCACCGAUGGACAAGGUGUUGUCGGUGGUGUCCUUUUGGUCACACCCAAUGCCGUUAUGUUCGAUCCGAACGUUUCUGAUCCGCUAGUAAUUGAACAUGGACCAGAGAGUUAUGGUGUAAUUGCACCAAUGGAAUUGGUCGUCAAUGCGGCAAUCUUUCAUGAUAUAGCGCAUAUGCGCGUGUCAGGCGGUGUGAAUACUGAGCAAAAUGAAAAUGCCGAAAUCUACUAUCCAAAAGCAGUAUUAGAAGCGCAACAGGCUAAAGAGGCCAAAGAGGAAGAGGCGGGCGAAGAGGAUGGUGGUUCGGCCAAACAACGUGCGGAAGGUGGUUCGAUGGAAACAUGUGACGAUCAGGAAUCUUUGUGCUCGCACACGGGCGAACGUGAUCAGAAAGAUGACGAGAAGGGUGUGGAAGCCAAAGAAAGUGCUAAGACUGAUAAUGAUGAUGAUGAUGGUGCGAAAACCAACAAAACUGCUGACGAAGCUGACGCUGAUGAUAUGAAGAAAAGCCUUAAUCUAUCCGAUACGCGUACCACUCUGGAGGAACGACGCAAAAGCCUAUUGGACCAUCACUGGGCCAUACCAAGCAAGGAUCGCUUUUAUUAUCUUAAUUCUCGAAGAUCAUCGGAAGACGAGGGCGACAACGAAUCGCAAACGACCAUCGAUAGUGGCGCUCGUGGGCAGGAUCCACACUCGGCCACCUCCUCGAUCAGCGGUGUUGGUGCAGUCAGUGGUGUCGGUGUGAGCGUGCCUGGCGGUUUGGCUCCCGCCGAUCUGGAACAUUUGGAGGAAUUAUCGAAGCAAUCGUGCUACGAUUCUGGCAUCGAUAUACGCGAACCCAUACCAAAUUUGCAGCCCAUACCAAAGAAGACCGUCUACAGUGACGCCGAUAUUGUGCUGAGCUCCGACUGGGUGCCGCCGAAAACCAUCUCACCGUCAUUGAUGAGCGAAUCGCCGCCGCGCAGCUCCGUGCUGAGCGCACAAAGUCUCGACGCGGGCUCGGGUUCAGGUGGUGGACGUAAGAAGACCUCUAGCGUUAGCUUCAGCGUUGACGACAACAAUGGCGAGCAACAAGCUGCUGCGGCAGUGGCGGCAUCGGCGGCGGCGACAGCCAAUCAGAGUGACAAGAAUGCCGAAAAGAAAAAUAAAAUGUUGAAACGCUUAUCGUAUCCAUUGACAUGGGUUGAAGGUCUCACUGGCGAAGCAGGUGGCCCUCCGGGCACUGGUGGAAGCCUCGGCAAGUCAGCGGAUUCUGAAUCGGCGCCCAAUACGGGCGACUCGAAUCAGAGCGUAUUUUCGAAAGUAUUCUCAAGACGCUCAUCGAUUGGCACAUUUAUGCGUCCACAAUCGUCGGAGGGCACUGCUUCCACAACGAAAUUGAAGGAUGUUAAACCGCAACCCAAAUUAGAUUACCGAUCGAUGGUAUCAGUUGAUGACAAACCGGAGUUGUUCAUUAGCGUUGAUAAAUUGAUACCACGACCGGCUCGCGCCUGCCCGGACCCACCAUUGUACUUACGCCUACGCAUGGGCAAGCCCACUGGCAAGGCAAUACCGCUACCGACCUCUGUUAUGUCGUAUGGCAAAAAUAAACUGAGACCUGAAUACUGGUUUAGUGUACCUAAAAAUCGCGUCGAUGAAUUGUAUCGCUUCAUAAACACCUGGGUGCAACAUUUGUACGGUGAAUUGAACGAAGAGCAAAUCAAGACGCGUGGCUUUGAGCUUAUCCAAGAUGAUACCGAGUGGACGAAGAGCGGCACCACUAAGGGUGGCCGCAGCGGCAGUCAAGAAAAUGAGGAGAUCAGUGACUUGACUCGCGAGUCGUGGGAGGUGUUGUCUAUGAGCACAGAUGAUUACCGCAAGGCUUCAUUAUUUGCUACCGGUUCCUUUGACCUGGAUUUCCCCAUACCAGACCUAAUUGGCACAACAGAAAUCCUCACAGAAGAGCAUCGUGAAAAACUUUGUGGACACCUACCUGCACGUGCUGAAGGCUAUUCGUGGUCAUUGAUUUUCAGCACAUCCCAGCAUGGCUUCUCGCUGAAUUCGCUCUACCGAAAGAUGCAGAAACUCGAAAGUCCAAUCCUAAUUGUCAUACAGGAUACAGAUAAUAAUGUGUUUGGCGCAUUAACGUCCUGCUCCCUGCACGUCUCCGACCACUUUUACGGUACCGGUGAAUCGCUAUUAUACAAAUUUAAUCCCAGCUUUAAAGUGUUCCAUUGGACCGGCGAGAAUUUAUAUUUCAUUAAAGGCAAUAUGGAGAGUUUGUCAAUUGGUGCUGGAGAUGGUCGAUUUGGUCUUUGGCUGGACGGUGACCUUAAUCAGGGACGAUCACAAUCCUGCAGCACAUACGGGAAUGAGCCACUCGCACCGCAAGAAGACUUUGUUAUCAAAACACUCGAAUGCUGGGCAUUUGUUUAAAAUUUUCUAGUAGAAAUAUUAGAAAAGUAACUAAAACUAUAUUAAUUAGAAAACAACUAUAAAGGCAAACAAACAAGCAAGCAAGCCACAAUUAUCUUUGUGUAUCACCCAUUAUAACAAAAGUUUAAGCAAAUACAAAAACAGAACCUAAGUGAAACUUCUCAAAGUGGAGCAGCAGAAUUGAAAACACAAGCAGCCAUUAAUACGCAGCGAGCGGCAACUGUGGCACGCUGCGGCGAGGGCAAUAAUUCGUAUCUGCAAUAAAUAAUAAAUACCUAAAUACAAUUAUAUAUAUAACCUAGUAAUAUUAUAAUUAUUUAAUAAGUGCUGAUGAUGAGCAAGUUGUUUAGAUAAAAGAAGAAGGAAUUGUUAUUAUUUUUAUACAUAAUGAUAAAUUUCAUGUGUGUGAAGAACAUUUUUCACCCAUACAUGUAACGCAACAUAUAACGAUAGCCUUAAAAUCACACAUGUAAACACACAUAAUCCCUAGAGGAGAAGAAAAAAUGCAAUGCAUACAAUUAUACACAUACACAUACAACUUUAACAUAUAUCAUAGACAUAGAAAUUAUUUUAUGCGAAUCGUGUACAUUCAUAUUUACAUAAAUGCAGUGUCAUUACUUGAUUUAAGUUGUUCCAUUUUAAGGCUACAAGAAAAAUGUAAAGGUCGACUUUUCAAAAAUCGAUUGCUCUACAAUAGUUCGUAAAAGCCCUUCUCUAGGUAGAUUAACUGUGACGCAAAUUCGCAAAGAAUUAGCUUGAAUUGUAUUUUGCUUGCACGCAGGGGAAAUCUGCUUUACGAGGCCGAGAUUUGAUAGGCAAAUAUUGUUUUGAAGAGAGCGACUAUUUAGUUUAAAAAUGUAUUUAAUCAAAUUAUUGUUGCGAAUUGUGCAGCGCAGAAUUUUUUUAUUGAAUUGUGCGCAAGAGGAAUAGUAUUAAAAAUAUUUUGAAAUAAAAUUGAGUAAAGCUCCACAAAGAGCUGUAGUAAAUUGUUGAAUGAAAAAGUGUUUAAUUAUCAUUGGGAUUCUAACUAAUUAAGAAUGUGUCGAAGAAAGUGUACAACAUAAAAAAUUAAAUAAGUAAAUAAACAUGAGAAGCGGUAAAACCGUCAUACGCAACGCAGCAAAUAGCGCGUUUCGAAUUUCUGUGGAAUUAAUUCGUUCUUCAGCUGAGUACCAGGGGGUUUGUGUAACUCAAAUUCAAACACUUUUAAAUUGACCCAACCCAACUGUAACCCAAUUAUUUUAGAGUUAAUACAAAAUAAAGAAUAUUUAAAAUGGUAUAUAUAUGUAUAUAUAUAAAUGGUUAUUUAGAGACCCAGAGCAGAGACGUAAUAUUUGCUGUUGCAUCCAGAGCUUUGAGAAGACAGAACAUACAUACACUUACAUACAUACAUAUGACACAGGAAGCUUAUUUUUGGUGGUAACAAUGAAAUGAAUUAUAAAAAAAUGUAAAUAGGCAAAUAUUGUUUUGAAGAGAGCGACUAUUUAGUUUAAAAAUGUAUUUAAUCAAAUUAUUGUUGCGAAUUGUGCAGCGCAGAAUUUUUUUAUUGAAUUGUGCGCAAGAGGAAUAGUAUUAAAAAUAUUUUGAAAUAAAAUUGAGUAAAGCUCCACAAAGAGCUGUAGUAAA